AUGAAAACAGCAAGUCACCAGUAGGUACAAUAUCUUCAACAUGUUCGUCAGCUCAUGCAGGACUAUACUCGGGCUAAAAGUGAUAAGUGAUUGAUCACCCUUGCCCAGCUACAAAUAUUGAGUUCGGAGACUUCAAUCUUGAAUUUCGUCGGAGGCUGACCUGGCCUGAAACGGAUCCAUGUUCUGUAUUUAAUUCUCAAUGGUGAGUAGUCUACCUCCUUUCACCAUCCCCCAGUCGAUCAUAGUGUCAUGUCCAUAACGGACGUUGCCCACCGUCUUAUCCUUACAGUGAUCAGUCUUAUUGCGUUUAUGACAUCCAAAAUCCUCAUGGAGCGGGACGUCAGCCCUGGGAACGCUGAGUCCUUGACGAUUUGUAAAGAAACACACCAAGGGGAAUUUUACGAGAGGAUCGUAUUUUACCACUCAUCGAAAUGGCAUGUGUACCAGAAAGGGCGAUAUGCAGGAUUUAUGACAGUCUUCCCGGCAAGUGAAUCUAAUUGCGUUGAUCUAUACGUGUCGAAGAGCCUGAGAUUCUUCGGGAAAAUUCUUGGUGUUCUCGGCUUGGUAUGCUCACGUCAUUAUGUUCCUUGGCGCACUAUCACGAUCUAUGAGCAGCCACGUUAUCCACCGAGAGUGCCCGGGAUGAGGCUAAUCAAAUAUGCACCUUUGUUUCCACGCUUGGCUUCCCAGCUGCCCUGGAGCUCUCGUCAUCUCGAAAAUGUUUCGAGCGUAUGCAAAGACACCCUAAGGAGAAGAGAGUAUGUCGAGGUCCUUGCAAAAAGUAUAAUCAGGCGCAAAGUGAAAGAAUCGCAAUUAGGCCACGGCAGCAUCAGUCCAUCAUAUCAUCCGGUCCCAAGUCCGAAUAGCCAGAAAGCACACGACCUCCGCAAAGCUCUCGUGAAGACACUAGGAGCUAGCGCAUUGAAGAGGGAGUCACUCGUGAUCAAGGAGAAAGAAGCACCCCACACUCCGAAGGAAAUCCGUUUGGAGCGUCGCAUGCGUUUGGCCCUUGGAGAGAAUCUAUCGAUCAAGAACCUUGCUUCCGCUGCUAUUGCGAGAAAGGCGCCUGCAUCUCCUCUGCCGGACCGUUCGCCAUCCCGAAUCCAUUCUCUACAGCCGAAGACGCGUUAUCGAAACCAGAAGUCGAGUCGUCACAGUCUUCAUGAAGCGGCGGCCACCUCGUUCACACUGUUUGUGAACCUCGGCCCGGACUCGGAAGACGCUGUUCCGGGUUCAAACGUUCACUCGCUGUAGUCUCUAUGUAAAUAUUGUAUGCCAUGCUUGUGAGCUUAUCUGUGAAUGAACCUGC
Molecule: messenger RNA, 1309 nt
Organism: Suillus plorans
Lineage: Eukaryota; Fungi; Basidiomycota; Agaricomycetes; Boletales; Suillaceae
Exons: 4
Coding region: 250-1254 (334 amino acids)
Source: RefSeq, a predicted model, not a curated record